This is a messenger RNA of Carica papaya (papaya), 2033 nucleotides long. It is a transcript of the gene SHM1, whose product is annotated as serine transhydroxymethyltransferase 1. NCBI's taxonomy places the organism in Eukaryota, Viridiplantae, Streptophyta, Magnoliopsida, Brassicales, Caricaceae. The record is from RefSeq and is a predicted model, not a curated record. Gene Ontology annotation, cellular component: mitochondrion; cytoplasm. Gene Ontology annotation, biological process: tetrahydrofolate interconversion. Gene Ontology annotation, molecular function: pyridoxal phosphate binding; glycine hydroxymethyltransferase activity.
GAUGGACGACAGCCAAAUCAACCAAAACCUAGACAAUGACAAAAACGCAGAAAAAUAUAUAUUUUUUUCCAGAUUUUAUUCCACCACCAAAAACUCACCCACAAUCAGAGGACAGUAUCUCAUGACACCAACCACGACAUCUCAGAAAGAGUUAAUUUGAGGUCCUUUGAGACGUAGAAGCGGAAGAUAGACUGCUAGUUAGGGAGAAAUGGCAAUGGCAAUGGCGCUUCGCAAACUCUCCUCCUCCAUUGACAAACCUAUUCGGCCUCUCUUCAAUGCUACAUCGCUUUAUUACAUGUCUUCUUUGCCUGAUGAGGCUGUAUACGACAAGGACAAGUCUCGCGUUAGCUGGCCAAAGCAACUUAAUGCACCUCUUGAGGAGGUUGAUCCAGAGAUGGCUGACAUUAUUGAGCUUGAAAAAGCGCGCCAAUGGAAGGGGCUUGAACUCAUACCCUCGGAGAACUUCACUUCUGUAUCAGUGAUGCAAGCUGUUGGAUCAGUCAUGACCAACAAGUACAGUGAAGGAUAUCCUGGUGCAAGAUACUACGGAGGGAAUGAGUACAUUGACAUGGCAGAAACCUUAUGUCAGAAACGUGCUCUGGAAGCAUUUCGAUUGGAUCCUGCAAAAUGGGGAGUUAAUGUGCAGCCGCUAUCUGGAUCUCCAGCUAAUUUUCAUGUCUAUACUGCAUUGCUAAAACCUCAUGAGAGAAUCAUGGCACUUGAUCUUCCUCAUGGUGGACAUCUUUCUCAUGGCUAUCAGACAGACACCAAAAAGAUAUCUGCAGUGUCUAUAUUUUUCGAGACUAUGCCUUACAGAUUGAAUGAGAGUACUGGGUAUAUUGACUAUGACCAGUUGGAGAAAAGUGCUACUCUCUUCAGGCCAAAGCUAAUUGUGGCUGGUGCAAGUGCUUAUGCACGUUUGUAUGACUAUGCACGCAUUCGCAAGGUUUGCGACAAGCAGAAAGCUAUCUUAUUGGCAGAUAUGGCGCACAUUAGUGGUUUAGUUGCAGCUGGUGUCAUCCCAUCGCCUUUUGACUAUGCUGAUGUAGUGACCACCACCACUCACAAGUCACUCCGUGGACCACGUGGAGCCAUGAUUUUCUACAGGAAGGGGGUAAAAGAGAUUAACAAACAAGGAAAAGAGGUGUUGUAUGAUUAUGAAGACAAAAUCAAUCAGGCAGUCUUUCCUGGACUUCAAGGUGGUCCACAUAAUCAUACAAUAGCUGGAUUGGCUGUUGCACUGAAACAGGCUACCUCUCCAGAGUACAGAGCUUACCAAGAGCAAGUUCUAAGUAAUUGUUCGAAGUUUGCACAGACUCUGGCUGAGAGAGGAUAUGAACUUGUUUCUGGUGGAACUGAUAACCAUUUAGUUUUGGUGAAUUUGAAGAACAAGGGUAUUGAUGGCUCAAGAGUUGAAAAGGUGCUGGAAGCGGUUCAUAUUGCCGCCAACAAAAACACCGUACCUGGAGAUGUGUCUGCUAUGGUUCCUGGAGGCAUCAGAAUGGGUACUCCAGCUCUUACUUCUAGAGGAUUUGUUGAAGAGGACUUUGCUAAGGUAGCAGAAUACUUUGAUGCUGCAGUGAAGUUGGCACUGAAAAUCAAGGCUGAAACACAAGGAACAAAAUUGAAAGACUUCUUGGCCACAGUGCAGUCCUCUUCUAACAUUCAAUCUGAAAUUGCAAAACUCCGCCAUGAUGUUGAGGAGUACGCCAAGCAAUUCCCUACAAUUGGGUUUGAGAAGGAAACCAUGAAGUACAAGAACUAAUAGAGAAGCUCCCUUGGGAAGGGACGGGUAUGAUUUUCCUACUUAAUGGAGGGAGUGCUCGUGGAGUAAAAAUUAAACUUUGUGGGUGGUUUGUCAAGGAUGUGAAUUUGGAGCUUUAUGAGUGUAAGCCCAGCAAACCUUGAUACUUGAAUUCCUGAUGAGAUGAGAUAUAUAUAUAUAUAUAUAUAUAUGUAUGUAUAUACAUGUCCUCCCUAUUUUCAGAGGCAAUAAACUCCAUGGAAAUCAACGUACUUUCUUCUUUCUCAUA